CAAUGAAUUUACUCCAUUUCUAAUGUAAUUAUGUUUAGUGCCAUUGACAGUUGCCAAACUUAAUUACAUUAGUUAAUUUCUCUUCCUAUCUGCCAUUUUUGCAUAUAAUAUUCCUUUAUAAGCCACACUCGUACACAAUCUGAUGAGUAGAUCAAAGCUUGACAAGUCAAAAACCGACAGAGCGAAAGGUUUGGCAAUUUAUUUAAAUCACUUUGCUUAUUAGUUAAUUAAUUAAUUAAUUUCCCAUGUUUAUAGCAAAUUAAAUUUGUUGCGUCACCAAAGCAAGCUGUAUUAUUAAAAUUCUGAUGGGCAAACAUGUUUUGCUCAGUCUCAAAACUGCUUUGACCGAACCUUUCCCUGUCUGAUUUCGUCAAAAUAAAAACCUCACAUUUCAUUAGAAAAAUUCUGACUUUAUCUUAUUCAUUACUUAUAAAAAGAGUGUCAAAAGAAAGGAGUUUUGAAGUGUUUACAGACAAUGGAGAAACAGGCUAAACCCAAGAACAAUAUCUUGAAAUUUUUGCCAAAAGCAGCUUCGGCUAUCAGUGUCACCUUUCAAAACCCUCCUUUCAGCCCUGGCCGAGACAAGAGACCGGACAAUCAUACAGGCAAGCAUAAAGGUUAUGCAGGCAAAGGAUUCUCUGGUCCGAUCAUUUCGAUAAUUCCUCGUGAAGCCCGAAGAAAGUCCAAGACUGAAACCUUUGAAACUCAGGAACCAACUUCACCGAAAGUGUCAUGCAUGGGACAGAUCAAGCACAAGAAAAGCAUCAAAAAAGCUAAGCGUGUUUCGCCUCCUAAAGUGUCCAAGCCUGUCUCUGAAUCUUCUUCUUCUGGAGAAGUAAAGAAGCAUGCAUCAAAGUUAAGGCGAAUCUUUAGCAUGGCAAAACCAGCAAAGAAAUCUGUUGCAUCUAGUAAUAAGACUGAGUUGCCUGAUAGAGCGCCUUCUUUGGGCCAAAUGAAGCGGUUUGCAAGUGGGCGUAAUGCUUUUGCCAGUUUUGACUGGAUGUCUCAGAUUGCACCCAUGGAUGCUGAUCAGAGGGAUUAUUACUCUGAUGAAGAGAGAGUAGAUAGUGAUUUUGAAGAGGAAGAAGUGAUCAUUCCUUUCUCGGCCCCAAUGACGGUUGGUGGAGGCGUGCCUUUGCAGCCAAGGAAAGAAAUUAACUUAUGGAAGAGAAGAACAAUGAAUCCACCUCGGCCCCUCCGAUUGAAUUCCAUGGUCAGCGCAAAUUGAUAGAUAUUUUUUUGUUUUGUUCUUUGUAACUCCCUGUUCUUUCUUUUUUUUCUUACUUCUCAUAUAUGGAUUGUGCAAAUAUAGAAUGAUAAAAUCUGGAGAAUCUCAAAUUGGCAUUUGGCCUAAUGGGAAUCUGUUGAUUCCUGGUUUCUGUACAGAUAAAUAUUGCUUGUGCUUUCCUUCUGCUUAUGCUUGUGGAGAUUACUUUGAAACAAAGUGUUGCAAUUUGAAUCAAACAAAGGAUAAGGAUUGAAGGAAGGGAAAUAAUUUACUAGAAUCGUGUAUUCAUCCGAUAAGAGGAAAAUGCAUAACUUAAUUUUGUUUC
Durio zibethinus is the source of this 1553-nucleotide messenger RNA. RefSeq lists its product as uncharacterized. The record is from RefSeq and is a predicted model, not a curated record. Lineage: Eukaryota; Viridiplantae; Streptophyta; Magnoliopsida; Malvales; Malvaceae.